Molecule: messenger RNA, 1627 nt
Organism: Stomoxys calcitrans (stable fly)
Lineage: Eukaryota; Metazoa; Arthropoda; Insecta; Diptera; Muscidae
Exons: 5
Coding region: 1-1020 (339 amino acids)
Source: RefSeq, a predicted model, not a curated record
AUGUCACAGGACCCCUGUUUAAAAAUUGCAACAACAAUAGUUGCAGUGAAUCAUAAAGGCAAUCGAAAUUGCCGCAACAUUCUGAAGAUUGAAGUUGCUGGUCCACAGCGCGAAACGUCCAUUCGGCGAAAUAACACUCCAAUAGUAAUCGGCGCCAUCGGCCGCCUCAGUCAAUGCAUCACAGAAACGCGAGUGUGUCUCAAAACUGCCCUGCUUGAACGCCAAAAUAUUAGUUGCAUCAAAAAGGCCAUUAGUCACACUGCCAGCCCUCCUCUAAUGCCAUCCUGUCUCAACAGGUGUUUCCCACCACCCGUGAAGCCUUUCGUGAAUUUAUUCUGUCUGUCAGGGGUGCUACUGCAUCACCUGUCACUAUCUGCAUCACCUGUCAAAAAAAUAAAACUAGAAAUCGAUAAUGAAGAAACCGAAUGCGGCGCCGGAAAAGAAGGCGAAGCGAGAACCCGUGCGGUCCGUAAUGGAAAAGGGUCCAAUAAUGGUCCUAGUAGUCCAAAUGUCCGGUCGGACACACCCGCUUCGGAUGUAUCUGUGAGCAAUCUGACAAAAAAGUUUGGAUCUCGUACGGUUACUCCGUCCACUAGUCUAUGUGUUCCCUUUCCAACACCCAGUCCAUCGAUUAGUCUACAUGCAAGUGACUUUUCCGACUCAGAGUCCACCAUCUCUACGUCCGUAACUGAAAAUGACUUCCCCGAUUCAGUGUCUACCAUUUCCACACUCGUAACCGCAAGAGAGGCUCCGCCUGUCCUCCAGCAACCGCAACCGAAUAUGCACAGCGAUGAGGACCUCUGGUGUAACUGGGAUUCCUGGCAGCCCGUCUCUCAAUAUCAUCGUCACAACUGGCUGCCUUAUAGUGUCACCUAUUCCCGGGGUUUGCCCACCAGUAUUACCUAUCGUCGUCAAAAUAUAAAUUAUCAGUGGUGUCGUCCCGGCUGUACACCUCGUACGCCCUCAUAUAUACGUCAUAAUUCUUCUCUUCGUUUCAGACUAACGCCACCACGUUAUUAAUUGUGCCUCACACAUGUGAGGUCAUUACUUCUCCAAUUCCUUUCGUCCUAUUCAUUUCCUCCUCCUACCCAUCCCUUCAUAUUGUUCUUAUGUAGUCAAGGCCAGAGGAUCUAGCAACCUUAUAGCAGGAAACUGGAACCUCCCUUUCCACGGUUUCCCCCGCCUAUCCUAUUGUCAAUCUGCAAAGGACUAUCCCCAGUUCUUUGGGUUGUCAAGGCCCGCGGAUCCGGCAACCCUAUGGUAGGUAACUGGAGCCCCCCUAUCCACGGUUUCCCCCGCCUAUCCUGUCGUCAUCAUCACAACAUCUAUCCCCAGUUAGCCAUAAGGGCCGCGUGGCGAUUCUCAGUCCUAUCCUCUGACCGUCAUAAAUCCUUCCAGAUCUCCCAAAUUCAUUAAUCAAUUCUCCCAGAUUCCCUAAAACCUACCCCUCACCUGUCUUCCUCUAAAGUAAUUCCCAUCUCAUAACUAGUAGGCAAGCCCUAUGUCACGUCAGACUGGAAAAUUUCCAAUCUCGAAGAUAAAAGGGGGUUGAAAAUUAAAGCAGUAACUUUAAAGGAACCGGAAAAGGCCAGUCCGGGUAAGUAUGAGGUCAAGGAGGGUAAGUAGA